AUGGCGGCGCGGUGCGUCAGGCUGGCGCGGCGCGGCCUCCCGGCGCUGGCGCUGGCGCUCAGGCCCUCUCCUCGGCUCCUGUGCACAGCCACAAAGCAGAAGAAUGGCCAGAAUUUGGAGGACGACGUGGGUCACAAUGAACCGAAGACAGAUUCUCCCUCUGCAGAGAAACUACUCCUGGAAGAGAAGGUCAAGUUGGAGGAGCAGCUGAAGGAGACCAUGGAAAAGUACAAGCGUGCUUUGGCGGACACCGAGAACCUGCGGCAGCGGAGCCAGAAGCUGGUGGAGGAGGCCAAAUUAUACGGCAUCCAGGCCUUCUGCAAGGACCUGCUGGAGGUGGCGGACAUCCUGGAGAAAGCCACGCAGUGCGUGCCUCAGGAGGAGAUCAGGGAAGACAACCCGCACCUGAAGAGCCUGUACGAGGGGCUGGUGAUGACGGAGGUGCAGAUCCAGAAGGUGUUCACCAAGCACGGCCUGCUCAAGCUGAACCCCGUGGGAGCCAAGUUCGACCCCUAUGAGCACGAGGCCUUGUUCCACACGCCAGUCGAGGGCAAAGAGCCGGGCACAGUAGCGCUGGUUAACAAAGUGGGGUACAAGCUGCACGGGCGCACCCUGAGGCCAGCCCUGGUGGGGGUGGUGAAGGAAGCUUAGCCGCCUCCAGGGGCGUCGGUGGUCUGUAGUCACUCGCUGUAACUCUCACCAAGCUGAUUCGUCGUUCUCUCACCUCUGAGUACUUCUGACCUGUGCCGAGCCCUGUUGGAAGCGUUCGUAACUGUGGCCAACAAAGCUAAGGCAGCAGCCGAUUGCGUUGAUGAACUCUGAACAGGUGUCUGCUCGUUGGUUUCUAAUACCUGGUUGGUAGUUGCUCGUGCUUCCAGAACAGACGCGCGAGCGCGGCUGGCCCGACCAUAGUGAAUGCCACUGUCCGCUCCAAAUCCGGUGGCCUCAGCACUCUUAGCUGAAUAAAAGGCCUUCGGGACCCGGCUGUCUGACUGUGCCUGGCCGUGCCAUCCUCUACAGCCCCUGGCGCGGGGCCUGGGAGCGCGCCAGAGCCACGCGGGGCCGGGCGGGGGUGUGAGCCAUGUUCUUGUUCAAGUUUCUUGAUGCCCCCAGUAAGAACCAUGAACUCACUUUGGUGGGUUUUGCCCCACUUCUGGGUUCUCAAGUGACAGGAGCUGACGUGCGGAAGCAGGCCUCGCCCCCUCACCACCACCUUCGUUUGCCAAUAGCUCGGUUUGUCAAAACCAAAUUUGAGAAAACCAGUGCCUGUUUUAUUCAGAAGCGUUUAAAUCGUUACUCCCCUCGUUACUGACCUGAGGUGAGAGGGGCCGUCUCUCAUCUGAGGACUACACGCUCCACACGCUACUUAAAUACCGUUUUAACUUUUCAGACUUUAUUUUCCUACCUUCCGACACCUGUUCCGUGCGCCUUGGCGGCAGGUUCCAGACCAGCCUGCUCCUGUCCUCUGCGGGGCCGGAGCCCGGGGGCUGCGGGCGCGUGGGAGUCAGGGCCUGUGUCGCAGGGCAAGGGGGCCUUCUGAUGAGGCGCGGCCCUUCCUUGUGCGAUGCGGGCUCUGUCACAGCCCAGGAAAGCCUUCCACCGCCUGAGGUGCCCUCAGGGCUGAGGGCAACGCCCGAGAAUCUGUUCCCGCCACAGAAAAGCACAAUUCACUUGAUCUGUCACUUUCAGAGAUGUAGGAGUAUUUUCGUCACCAUGAUGUCGAUUUUUACCCCUUGCAAAUGUUGCUCUUUUCCCCUCAGCUACCUUAGUUGGUCAAAAUGGCAGAGCUGCUGGCGCCAUUAGUGAGAGGCCCAGGGGCGGCGCUAGGUCCGAGGGGGAGAGCUGGCUUCUGGGGUGUGAGGCCGCCGCCGCCAGGUGGGAGGCUGGGGUGCUGCUGAAAUGGGGGGAGGUCUCUGCCAUUAGUUCACCCUCGGGUCACUGCCACUUGGCAAACAUCAUUGCCGUGCGUGUGGCAAGGACGCCCCAGCAGGGGCAGAGCCGCGAGGCACGGCCACAGCCCACCCCUGCCGCUCGGGUUUCCCCGGACAGGCCUGGCCGGCUGGCGGGAGGCAAGUGGGGAGCAAGAAGCAAGCGGGCACACGCUUUGUUCUCAACUUGUUUAAUAGGUACCAGGGAAAUAAAAACAGUAGUUUUUGUUUGUGAAAUACAUUUUUGGAAUGUUGGCCAUCAAAGCGUCAUUUUGAAGAGCUGCAGAGCUACCU
Messenger RNA from Talpa occidentalis (Iberian mole), 2222 nucleotides. RefSeq names its product GrpE like 1, mitochondrial (gene GRPEL1). Gene Ontology annotation, cellular component: PAM complex, Tim23 associated import motor. Bases 1 to 651 code for a protein of 216 amino acids. Gene Ontology annotation, molecular function: protein homodimerization activity; protein-folding chaperone binding; adenyl-nucleotide exchange factor activity. Gene Ontology annotation, biological process: protein import into mitochondrial matrix; protein folding. Lineage: Eukaryota; Metazoa; Chordata; Mammalia; Eulipotyphla; Talpidae. The transcript has 4 exons. The record is from RefSeq and is a predicted model, not a curated record.